GAUGAUUCUUGUGUGAGCAGCAGACACACCGUGGUGCGUCUUUACGCUCGGAGAUCAUCCAGUCCUGAUCCCCUCACCGCUUCUCUCUCUUGUUUGUCCCACAGCAGCCUCACCUGCGAAGCCACAGCGGAGGACAGCGGAGCUCCUCAGCGGACACUUUGCUGACCGAGAGGCACCGGGCGGGCAGACAGAUACCUCAGUGUACUUUUACCAUGGAGGAGAGCCCGGCAGAGUAACUUCCAGCAGCCUACAGUAUCCACAGCCAGACUGUCAGAGAGGACACCGAUCUUCACAAUGACCCGUUAAAUUCCUGCUGCCGAUGCUUUCUUUAGAGAGUGGAUUGACCAUCUCCUAACAGCAGAGGAGACGAGCAGAGGCCUUUAUUCGUUUAUUUCAGUCUUCAGAUGGACCGAGUGCCCUCGGCACUGGCCGCUAAGAUGCGCUGGAUCACGCUGAUGCUUGCCGGCUUGACUUUCUGGGGCAAAGUGACUAUUUCUAACUGUUUCGACUACGAUGAGCCAGACUAUGACUAUUAUGAAGAGGAGAGAGCGGAGACCAUUGACUACAAAGACCCAUGCAAAGCUGCUGUAUUCUGGGGCGACAUCGCUUUAGACGAGGAGGACCUGCGAAUGUUCCAGAUUGACAGGACGAUAGACCUCACACAGCACACACACAUGCGCACACACUCCCGGCAGGGGCACACAUCUGGUGGCCUGGAGGAACAUGAAAUUGCAAAGAAGAGAGGCUCAUUAUACCUGCUGCUGGAAAGAAUACGUAGAUUUGGCUUCGACUAUCUCCCCAAGAACGUCAGCAAGGGAGCUGCCAGUACCAAGAGCCAAACUGGGAAAGGUGGAAGAGCUGGGAGCGUCGCAAAGAGCCGUAUUCCUCGAGCAGCCACAUCCAGAGCUGAGAGGAUAUGGCCUGGAGGAGUCAUUCCCUACGUCAUAGGAGGAAACUUCACUGGUAGUCAGAGGGCCAUGUUUAAGCAGGCCAUGCGUCACUGGGAGAAACAGACGUGCGUAACUUUCAUUGAGAAGACAGACGAGGAAAGCUACAUAGUGUUCACCUACAGGCCCUGCGGGUGUUGUUCCUAUGUGGGUCGUCGUGGCAACGGGCCCCAGGCUAUCUCCAUCGGUAAGAACUGUGACAAGUUUGGCAUCGUGGUGCACGAACUGGGCCACGUCAUUGGCUUCUGGCAUGAGCACACACGACCUGACCGUGACGAUCAUGUGACCAUCAUCCGGGAUAACAUCCAACCAGGCCAGGAGUAUAACUUCCUCAAGAUGGAGCCAGGGGAGGUCAACUCUCUUGGGGAGCCAUAUGAUUUUGAUAGCAUCAUGCACUACGCCAGGAACACCUUCUCACGGGGGAUGUUUCUCGACACCAUCCUUCCAUCUAGAGAUGAAAAUGGCGUCCGGCCUGCUAUUGGCCAGCGGACCAGGCUCAGUAAAGGAGACAUUGCACAGGCAAGGAAGCUGUAUAGAUGUCCAGCAUGUGGAGAGACGCUCCAAGAGUCAACGGGCAACUUUUCGUCUCCUGGUUACCCCAACGGAUACCCAUCAUACACACACUGUGUCUGGAGAAUAUCUGUUACGUCCGGAGAGAAGAUUGUUCUCAACUUCACCACCAUGGAUCUGUAUAAGAGCAGUCUGUGCUGGUAUGACUACAUUGAGGUUCGGGAUGGAUACUGGAGGAAAGCUCCGCUGCUCGGCAGGUUUUGUGGAGAUAAAGUUCCUGACGUCUUGAUUUCCACUGAUAGCAGAAUGUGGAUUGAGUUCCGCAGCAGCAGCAACUGGGUGGGGAAGGGCUUUGCUGCCAUUUAUGAAGCAAUCUGUGGGGGGGAGAUCACCAAGGACUCAGGACAGAUUCAGUCUCCAAACUACCCUGAUGACUACAGACCCUCCAAAGAGUGUGUGUGGAGGAUCACGGUGUCCGAAGGCUACAACGUCGGGCUCAGCUUCCAGGCCUUUGAGAUCGAGAGGCACGACAGCUGUGCGUACGACUACCUGGAGGUUCGGGAUGGCCCUCUGGAGACAAGUCCCCUGAUUGGUCGCUUCUGUGGCUACGACAAACCUGAGGAUGUGCGCUCCACGUCACACACCCUCUGGAUGAAGUUUGUCUCAGACGGGACGGUGAACAAGGCCGGCUUUGCUGCAAACUUUUUCAAAGAGGAGGAUGAGUGUGCCAAACCAGACAAUGGUGGAUGUGAACAGAGGUGUGUAAACACUCUCGGCAGCUUCAAGUGUGCCUGUGACCCUGGCUAUGAACUAGCUCCUGACAAGAAGAGCUGUGAAGCGGCAUGUGGUGGUCUUCUCUCUAAGCUGAAUGGGACGAUCAGCACUCCAGGUUGGCCUAAAGAGUAUCCACCAAACAAGAACUGUGUGUGGCAGGUGGUCGCUCCCACUCAGUAUCGCAUCUCCAUGCAGUUUGAGGCCUUUGAGCUGGAGGGGAACGAGGUCUGUAAAUACGACUACGUGGAGGUGCGGAGCGGCCUCUCGUCUGACUCUAAGCUACAUGGGAAAUACUGUGGCACCGAGGUCCCUGAGGUCAUCACCUCUCAAUACAAUAACAUGAGAAUUGAGUUCAAGUCUGACAACACCGUCUCCAAGAAAGGCUUCAAGGCUCACUUCUUCUCAGACAAAGAUGAGUGCAGCAAGGACAACGGCGGCUGCCAGCACGAGUGCAUCAACACAGUGGGCUCUUACGUUUGUCAGUGUCGCCAUGGCUUUGUACUGCAUGAGAACAAACAUGACUGUAAGGAAGCUGAGUGUGAGCAUAAGAUCCACAGCCCCAGUGGGACCCUGAGCAGCCCUAACUGGCCAGACAAGUAUCCCAGCCGUAAGGAGUGCACCUGGGACAUCACAGCCACACCGGGGCACCGAGUCAAGAUUACCUUCAACGAGUUUGAGAUCGAGCAGCAUCAGGAGUGUGCGUAUGACCAUCUGGAGGCCUUCGAUGGGGACAGUGACACGGCAGCCAUCUUGGGUCGACUGUGUGGCAGUAAAAUCCCAGAGCCUCUGGUCUCCACCGGAAACAAGAUGUACCUCCGCUUCAUCUCUGACGCUUCAGUACAAAGGAAGGGUUUCCAAGCUACACACUCCACAGAGUGUGGAGGUCGUCUGAAAGCAGAAGCUCGUCAGAAGAACCUCUACUCUCACUCCCAGUUUGGAGACAACAAUUACCCAGGUCACACUGACUGUGAGUGGCUGCUGACGGCUGAACAGGGUUACGGCAUCGAGCUGAGCUUCAUCACGUUUGAGGUAGAGGAGGAAGCUGACUGUGGUUAUGACUACAUCGAGCUGUACAACGGGUACGACGCUAACUCACAUCGACUCGGCCGCUUCUGCGGUUCAGGGCCUCGGGAGGGGAUUUACUCGCCCGGAGACGCCAUGCUGAUUCGUUUCCAUAGCGAUGACACAAUCAGCAAGAAGGGCUUCCACAUCCGCUAUACGAGCACCAAGUUCCAGGAGAGCCUUCACACCAGGAAAUGACCUCACACGUAGCCCGUGACCUCUGACCUCUGUGCAGCCCCGCCACUGUUACCCUGACCUUUGCCAUGGCAACGAGAAAAGUACAGCCUGUCCCCUCUUCUCGGACAGAUGUGGACGUUUGUGGACGUUGGCCAGCCACGGGAGGAAGACAACACUUUGGUGAACAUUCGUCUCCCUCUGUGGCUCCACACAGGUCAUCGCACCCUGAGAUGAGACAGGAAAAACAACGAGAUAUCAAUACGAGUUUCAACAAACGUGGGGAAAUGUGCUGAAAACUGAGUGAGCCGUUUUUGUGGAGGGCAUGGUUUUCAUUACUGCACAUCAAGAUUCCCUUGUUCAGUGUGGACAGAGGGUCGCAGAAGAUCCAAAUUAGUUUACUGAGAUACUAACGGUUGCACAAGUGCAAACAAAAGACGACCAACACACACACACACACACACACACACACACACACACACACACACACACACACACACACACACUAGAUUCAUAUUCAGAGUUAUAAACUAUGGAUGCUAAAGGAACUAAAGAGCUACAAGAAAAUGCAUCCAGGAGUCUUUUCUGGCUCCUUAAUCCUUGACCUGUGCGACUUACUGUGAUCAGACGGCUGCUCAUCACCCACAGUAACUGAAAGGAAACACUAAACAGACAUUUUUAUUGCCUUUGAUGCCUGGGAACUGGUCACUUCAACCCAGCUCAGAAUGGCUGCAGAUGGUUUUAUUUCAUGUCUUAUUGUAAAACCCAUUGUGUUUACUGUAUGUGUGUGUUUGUGUG
This is a messenger RNA of Seriola dumerili (greater amberjack), 4265 nucleotides long. It is a transcript of the gene tll1, whose product is annotated as tolloid like 1. Gene Ontology annotation, molecular function: metalloendopeptidase activity; calcium ion binding; zinc ion binding. The coding region runs from base 405 to 3491 and encodes 1028 amino acids. Gene Ontology annotation, biological process: proteolysis. The record is from RefSeq and is a predicted model, not a curated record. Lineage: Eukaryota; Metazoa; Chordata; Actinopteri; Carangiformes; Carangidae. The transcript is spliced from 21 exons.